Molecule: messenger RNA, 552 nt
Organism: Rubroshorea leprosula
Lineage: Eukaryota; Viridiplantae; Streptophyta; Magnoliopsida; Malvales; Dipterocarpaceae
Source: the annotation of a GenBank genome assembly
UGAUGAAGGGAACCAACUCAACAACAAUGUUAUGAAUAUCCUUAGCCAUUUUGCCUUUUCUCACCCAUUUACUAGCUUCACUAUAUGUGAUAAGCCUUGGUUUAAGGCAUAUUAAUGUAAAGCACCAGAGUUGGAAAAUGAUGGCUGCACCAACAAAAUUUAUGUUGAUGCUUUUUUCUCUUUUGUUAUGGCAAAGCUUCACCUUUGCUGACCAAGUUCCACCUUCUCCCAAGGAAAAUGAAUGCCCUCUAGCAGCAAUUGGUUGCACCCUUUAUGGACGCAAACUUGGUGCUGCCUCUGCAGGCUUUAGACUCAUAUGUCCUUCAGAGGAUGCGUCCCCUACCCCAGCCCACUCCAACAAUAUGCAGGGAAAGGGAAUGGACUAGAGUAGUCCACAGGCAUUUCGAAAACCAUGCCCAGAGAUCAUAGCCAUCCAUGAUUGAUGGAUCAAAGGAACGAGGGCCACACUGGGUGGCAAGUUGUUAGACCAUAAUAUGUUAGUUCUUAUGUCAUUUUACGUGUAUAUGGUUCUAAUAAAACGAUAAAAUUCAU